Messenger RNA from Drosophila elegans, 1850 nucleotides. RefSeq names its product sodium channel protein Nach (gene ppk24). NCBI's taxonomy places the organism in Eukaryota, Metazoa, Arthropoda, Insecta, Diptera, Drosophilidae. The coding region runs from base 1 to 1797 and encodes 598 amino acids. Gene Ontology annotation, cellular component: membrane. Gene Ontology annotation, molecular function: ligand-gated sodium channel activity. Gene Ontology annotation, biological process: sodium ion transmembrane transport. The record is from RefSeq and is a predicted model, not a curated record. The transcript has 9 exons.
AUGCCAGUUACAAUGGAGUCCUUGGAUCAGGAGCCCAUUCGCCUGGCGUUGGGUCGAGCUGCCUGGUGGAUGCCCAACCCUAUUCCUAGUGGAUCAGCACCACCAUCCACCAUCACCAUCACCACUCAGCCUGCGAACCACUUACCUGAAACUUCCGCGGAGGAAACGCGAAAAUUGUCAUUUGCCGCCGCUUUAAAGGAUUUGCUGCAGAACCUGUCCUUCCAUUGUUACAGCAAAUUAGUGGAGCAGGGUCGCCGGAUUCAGGAGCGUUUCUUUUGGUUCGUUUUCCACAUAACCGCUUUGAGCGUCCUAAUUGCAUUCCUCUGGGGCACCUACACCAACGAACAGGAGGCCUUGGUGACCACCAUGUACCAUCCAAUGUAUCCCAUUUGGAAGGUGGAGUUCCCGGCCGUUUCCGUGUGCAGUUCGAACCGCAUCUCACAACGCGCGGCCUGGCAUUAUGCCCACAAUCUCAGUGGCAAGGAUCCCAAGCUUCGCAAUGCCAGCUUUUUCUAUGGUCAACUGAAGGCGUUUAUGUACAUGUACUAUGAUCCCUCGGAUCUGGUGGAAAUAGAUAAUGCUUUGCGAUUCCAGAGUUUCUUGGACAGGUUUGAUACCGGAGAAGAGGAGCUCUUCUUUAAUACCAGAAAACGUUUGCGUGCCCUUACGCCGAAUUGUAGUGAUAUGUUUGUGAGCUGCAGAAUUGCUGGACGACUGUUCGACUGCAUGGAUCAGUUUGAGGAGACUCUGACCAGUCAUGGCUACUGUUGCACUUUCAACUACGAUGGGAGAUACGUCAAUAAGAGGGACUUUAGACAGCGCUACUUUGGCCCUGACAUGGGACUAGUUUUGACUUUAAAGGCAGAUCCCAGGGACAAUUUUUACAAGAUUAAUGGUCACAAUGGCUUUUCUCACAGUUAUCCCGAUCCCUAUUCCGGAGGAGUGGCUGAACGAGUAGCCGAAACGGGUUUUAACACCUUGCUGCCAGUAAGGGCCAAAAUCUUUGAGACCCUGCCAGAGGCGCGUAGUAUGAGUCAAUCGGUGCGCAAGUGCCUGUUUGAGAACGAGAUGCCGUGGAUCUUUACUCGACACUAUACCUUCAGCAAGUGCAUCUCGGCUUGCAGGGCGAAAAGUGUCGUGAGUCUUUGCGAAUGCGUUCCGUUCAGCUUGCCGCACAGAUAUAUCGAUGGGAAUGAGAGGCACAUCUAUUGCACAUUGCAGCACCUGGCCUGCCUCAAGCGAUACGAGUUCAAGUGGUUGAAUGUCAUCACCAGUCGCGAGAAUGUGACUGGCUUGGAGCACGAGCUGCAGGACGCCCUCUUCUGUCCACUCUGCUUGGCCUCCUGCACGGAGACCAGGUACAGUGUGCGAGGAGCCAUGACUCUGGGCCUGCCCACUCCCAAUCCGACCAAGGGUCCAAAGCGAAGCAGUUCCGGACCCCGUGCCAAUAACAGUUACGGCACCGGAAAAGUCCCCGGCUCAUCCCAAUCCUCAUCCGCCUCCGCAGAACUGGCCGUGGUUCGUAUUUAUUUUGCCGAAACGCACAUUCAAUACUUUCGCCAGAUUAUUAAGAACGCCUGGUACGAGACCUUCAGUACAAUUGGCAACAUCUGCGGCAUUAUAGCCGGCUUCUCGCUGAUUGGCAUCUGCGAGCUGUUGUUUUUCCUAGCCAAACAAUUAUGGCUGGCCUGCCGCGCGGAACUUCGUGCCGAGCUCGCCCACAUCCAGGCCCAAAUGCGGACGCAGGUGGCGGAACCGGAAGUAGAGCGGCCGAUGAAGUUGUUUAUUCUGCCGUAAUUGAGCCGCAAUGCAUCGUUAACUUUAGAGCCCACUGAUUUUUAUGCACAUCU